GCAUUACACUCUACUGAUACUUAGCCUUAUAGAAUGACACUAUAGCCUGGAUUUCGAACCGUUUCACCUGAUCAAGGGUCUUGAGGCAGGAUCAGCACGAACGCUGUCCUUGUACACCACUAAUCUUCUCCACUCGCUCACACCCAUCCCUCGAACAUGACCUACGUCUCAAAUGAUUCUAGUUGGUGGCCGCAAAUGAUUUUCGUUAUUUUUUUCAGCUAUUGGACAGUUGCCGCGGGCGUCUUGAUGGUAUACGAUUGGGUCUUAACACUCGGACAAGAGAUUGAACUCGUCUGGAGACAACGCUGGUCUCUCAUGACCGUGCUGUAUUUGAUUGUUCAUACGCUAUAUUGGAAUACCGUAUUCUGUUGUCAAUUCUCUGCAAGUUAUGCCAUCGGUAUCGCUGACAGAUGCAGCGCUAUCAUGUUCUACGCAUUAUAUGGGACAAAUGUGGCCUUGUUUGCCAUGUUGGGCGUGAUCAUGAUUGCCCGGUUGCAUGCCAUGUAUCAGGGAUCUAGAACGAUGCUGAUCUUCCUUGUUAUUGUCUUCCUGGCUGUAAACAUCGCCUGCGGAGUAAUGACGGUAAUAGCAGUCAACGAUACUGUAGCAGAGGAGUUCAUACUCUCUGGCACAUAUAUGUGCGAUUAUGUAAAUGGAGAGAACAAUCUGCUUCUGUAUUCAAUGCUUUGGAUCCUCAACACUGUUUGGGAGGUCCUUGCACUGUGUCUUUCAGUCUGGAUCGCUGUAAAACACUUCCGUGAGCUGCGACGACUCAGCCGAUCGACAGGAUCGACCAUCGGGGACUGUUUUAGAGUGCUGAUACAAUCUCACGUUCUUUAUUUCGCAAGCUUUGUUGGUGUCUCUUGCUUCGAGUUUGCUACUCUCUCUCAAGAAAUACGGAAUUCAAAUUCUAUUGGAGUCCAGACACUCAAUGGUACUCUUCAAAUUUUAUUGGUCGUGCAGAUGUUUGUGCUGGGACCACGCCUCAUUCUCAGCGUUCGAGAAUACCAUGCCAAAAUCGUGGCAUCCUCCGAUGCAGAAACUAGCAUGAAUUCAAUUGUUUUCCAGGAGCAUGUACAUGUAUCAACUAGCAGUACUGUGUAG
Suillus plorans is the source of this 1104-nucleotide messenger RNA. RefSeq lists its product as uncharacterized. The record is from RefSeq and is a predicted model, not a curated record. The transcript is spliced from 14 exons. The coding region runs from base 157 to 1104 and encodes 315 amino acids. NCBI's taxonomy places the organism in Eukaryota, Fungi, Basidiomycota, Agaricomycetes, Boletales, Suillaceae.